Aspergillus versicolor CBS 583.65 is the source of this 474-nucleotide messenger RNA. RefSeq lists its product as uncharacterized. The coding region runs from base 1 to 474 and encodes 157 amino acids. The record is from RefSeq and is a predicted model, not a curated record. The transcript has a single exon. NCBI's taxonomy places the organism in Eukaryota, Fungi, Ascomycota, Eurotiomycetes, Eurotiales, Aspergillaceae.
AUGACCAAUCCUGAGCUUCAAGUCACACCGGCCGCGCCUCAAGCCCCCCAGAACACCCCGGACAAGACCAUCCAAGACCUCGUCGACCUCCUCGAUGCCGCCUACAAGACCUACAGAGAAUCCCUGCCCCGUCCCCGUACCCCGGGCCUGAUCCUACCUCUGACUCGCCAAACUCAGACCAACGCACCUCAGUAUCAUGCUCUGACUCCGGCCACUCAGAGCCAGACUCAGACCGCACCGGGAACUCAGUUCAGCCAGGCGCUCGUCAACAUCAACAUCAUGGAUGACCAGCCCGAUAUGGAGAUCUGGGACCAGUGGGUUGCGAGGGCUGUCUCGAACAACGAGAUCCGUCUCACUACCAUGUUUAAGCCGGCCUCGGCGGGCAGUCUGCUUCUUGUGGCGAUGCCGUAUGCCGUUUGGAUGAUGAUGCCUGAGGGUGAUGCGAAUUUUACUCUUAUUCAUUUGUUUUCGUGA